Messenger RNA from Juglans microcarpa x Juglans regia, 1026 nucleotides. Its product is annotated as GDSL esterase/lipase 7-like. Gene Ontology annotation, molecular function: hydrolase activity, acting on ester bonds. The coding region runs from base 1 to 1026 and encodes 341 amino acids. The record is from RefSeq and is a predicted model, not a curated record. Lineage: Eukaryota; Viridiplantae; Streptophyta; Magnoliopsida; Fagales; Juglandaceae. The transcript is spliced from 5 exons.
AUGAUGAUCCAUAGCUUGCCACUGGCACCAGCAUUAUACGUUUUCGGAGAUUCCUUGUUGGACAGCGGCAAUAACAAUCUGUUGCCCACGUUGGCUAGGGCUGAUUACCUGCCUUAUGGUGUAGACUUUGCCGAAGGAUCUACAGGAAGAUUCACCAAUGGCAGAACAGUCGCUGAUUAUAUAGCUGAAUUUCUUGGGCUACCAUAUUCUCCACCCUACCUGAGUAUAGAGAGACCACUUACAUCACAGCUUACUGGUUUGAACUAUGCGUCUGCGUCUUGUGGCAUCCUUCCGGAAUCUGGAAGCGUAUACGGGAAAUGCUUGAAUUUAAAUGAUCAGAUCGACUUGUUUGAAAGAACAGUCAAGUCAGAGUUGCCAAAGCAUUUUGUCAACGGCUCAAACGAGCUGAUCUCAGAGUACUUGUCAAAGUCCAUAUUUAUAUUCGCCAUAGGCAGCAAUGACUACAUGAACAACUACCUUGAACCCGAUAUCUACAGCACAAGUGAACACUACCCUCCCCAACCAUUCGCUCAACUCCUGAUGGAUACCCUCGCCCAGAGGUUAUAUAGUUUAGGAGCGAGGAAGGUAGUCAUGUUUGAAAUCGAUCCCAUUGGAUGCAUCCCAGCAUUUACAAGAACACAAAAGCACAACGGACAGUGUGUGAAUGAAAUAAAUCAGAUUGUCUCAUUCUUUAAUCAGAGGCUCCCAGCAUUGCUUAGCAAUUUGACGUCCACUCUCCAAGGCUCAACCUUUGUUCUUGGCGAAGCUAGUCUUCUUUCUUAUGAUGCCAUCAGAAAUCCAUCUAAAUAUGGCUUGGCGGACUCAAGCUCCCCAUGUUGUACAACCUGGGAAAACGGGACUUCUGGGUGCAUUCCAUUUCUGCUAACGUCCUGCCCUGAUGCAUAUAAACACUUCUUUUGGGAUGCCUUUCAUUUUACAGAAGCUGUUUCUUCUAUCAUAGCAGCCCGAUGCUUCAAUACAUCAACUUGCUCCCCAUUCAACAUUAAGGAGCUCGUGCAAGUUUAA